Molecule: messenger RNA, 207 nt
Organism: Saccharomyces paradoxus
Lineage: Eukaryota; Fungi; Ascomycota; Saccharomycetes; Saccharomycetales; Saccharomycetaceae
Exons: 1
Coding region: 1-207 (68 amino acids)
Source: RefSeq, a predicted model, not a curated record
AUGGCAAGAGGUAAUCAAAGAGACUUGGCAAGACAAAAAAACUUGAAAAAGCAAAAGGACAUGGCUAAGAGCCAGAAAAAAAAUGGUGACCCUAAGAAAAGAAUGGAGUCAGACGCUGAAAUUUUGAGACAAAAGCAGGCAGCCGCAGAUGCUAGAAGAGAGGCUGAAAAGCUUGAGAAGUUGAAAGCCGAAAAGUCAAAAAGAUAG